Fopius arisanus is the source of this 1822-nucleotide messenger RNA. RefSeq names its product rRNA methyltransferase 3, mitochondrial. NCBI's taxonomy places the organism in Eukaryota, Metazoa, Arthropoda, Insecta, Hymenoptera, Braconidae. Gene Ontology annotation, molecular function: RNA binding; RNA methyltransferase activity. The transcript has 4 exons. The coding region runs from base 440 to 1801 and encodes 453 amino acids. The record is from RefSeq and is a predicted model, not a curated record. Gene Ontology annotation, biological process: RNA processing.
UUUCCAAAAAUCAUUAAGGACUGGUUCAAAAUUAAUUUUAAUUAUUUCCAUAGAAUGUCUAAUUAUUUCUAAUUUCCGUAUAUGAAAAGGAAUUUACCUAGUUGGCAGAGGGUAACUUACCCCACGAGUUCUAAACGCCUGAAAAUCUCAGGAGAUGGCGCUUCCUUGUACGAUAAUAUUGUUCCAAGUUCUAACCUAAAUAACGUCAAUUAAAAAACGUGUUGCUCCGAAAUUUAAUCAGCAAUACUCCAAAAUCCUGACAAGAGUUCAAUACUUCCGCGAUAUUCAAAAAAGUCUACGAAAUUUCGAGUUGAUUUCCCCAAGUUUUCAAAAGCUGACACUCGGGAAUUCCCCUAUUAAUGAAAAAUGAGUAUCUACACGAGUGCAUAAUAUUCUCCUGAUUAAUUUCAAUUGUCCAGUAUAGCGGUAAAAAAUCGAGAUGUUGUUUACUUUGAGAUUGACAGUGAAAUGUUUGCAAUGUCCUCUGAGAGGAUUGAGCUCUCGAGGACUGACACAAGUGCAGCAAUAUUCGAAUAUUGCUCACCGUCGGCCAGUGCGAAUCGUUAACGAGGAGGAGAUCCUCGAGAAAAUCGAGGAAGCUAAAGGGCCGAAUGAAUUUCUCGACGUGGAGAAGAGGAAGCCCUUAAAAGUCAGACCUAAGAAGAAUAAGCCCAAAAAGAAAAUCGUUGUCACUGAGGCUGACACUCGUUUGAGAGAAGACGGUCUUCUAAAUUUCUCAGAGCUGAAAGAAAACGAUCCCCUGUUGAUGAAGCUGAUGAUGUCCGUUAGAUCCAGAAAGACUAGGGAUAGAAACAGUAGAAUAAUCCUGGAAGGCCACAGAUUAAUAACGGAUGCCCUCCACGCGGGCAGUAUCCCCGAAGUGGUAGUUUUUAGCAGAGUUGCAGAUGCUCUGAAGCUGCCACUUCCAGAUGUGGGAAUUAAAUUAUAUAAAACACCAUAUAGAGCUAUACAGACGUGGACGACGUUGACCACUUCUCCGGGACUUAUGGCGUUUUUCAAAACCCCAGACACAGAGAGCAUCAAGCCCUCCCCCGAGGCCCUGCCCCUGACAAUAGUCUGUGACAACGUCAGAGAACCAGGAAAUCUCGGUGCGAUCCUCAGAGCCUGUGCGGCCGUGGGCUGCAAGCAAUUAAUCCUCGUCAAAGGCUGUGUUGAUCUUUGGGAUGCAAAAGUGCUGCGAAGUGCAGCAGGUGCGCACUUCCGCGUUCCCAUAUUUGGGACGAGAACUUGGAAGGAAAUUCGAAGGAUGAUCGACCCUUCAGCCACCGUCUGGGUUGCCGACAACAAUGCACUUGUAACCGAGGAAAUUGAGGCAGAAUCUCUGGAUGAAACUAAGGAGGAACUACCGGAUGGCAUAGAGGGUGAAGUAGUUUCUCCCCAGAAGGAUACGACAGUGCCCCUUGAGGAUUACGAGGCCCAGGACAACCUAUUCAAGGCAGUCGUCGAUUCUGCGGAAUUCAAGAAUUACAGACAACGCCAGUAUGACGCAAACCUGGCAAAAAAAUUGAUCUCGACAAUUCCCAUCAUCCCGUAUUACUCGACAAAUUACCCCAACGCUGAGAAUAUACUGAUUGUGGGUGGCGAGAGUGAGGGAGUGAGUCUCGAAGCCCUUGCCCUCGUUCACGAGAGGAAUGGUGUACGACUUAAUAUUCCGAUGACUAAUGGCGUUGAAAGCCUCAACACAGGCAUGGCACUUGGUAUCAUUGCCUUUGAGCUGAAACGACAGUUUUCUGUGAAAAAAACGUCAGAGUGCAACGAUGAAAUCCACUUAAAUGAAUAAACACAGUCCGACAGAGAAUAA